UUUUAUUUUCGGUCGUAGUUUUUUGUUUUUGAUUUUCGAAAAAAGGAGGUAUUUUUGCAAGUUGACAACGCUGUUCGGCCCCACCGACACCGCGAGGCGGCGAACUGUUCCCCUUGCUCCUCGGCGACGUCGCGCGAUCCUCGUUGCCAUCAUCAGUUCUGGCGGGUCCUGCGGUCAUGUUAACGUCUUCCCUGCAAUUACCAACUGGACGAGUUUUUUGCAAUACCCACCCGAUUAUUCGUAACAACGCCCGUCCGAUCGACGUGAGCUUUGCCGCCUCCGCAAGCCACUUACCCACCACCAACUUACCGGUACUCGUCUACGGUACGCACGGACUCAAAACAGCCAGUGUGAGUGUAAGUGUUCCCCCACUACCGCCAGUACAGUGCUUCCAGUUUCCUUGUCUAGGAGCGACCAAAACGUCCUUGAGGAGUUUCCAACCGGUGCCACCCCCAAGUCUCAUCCGAGAUAAAUUUUUCUAUGUUUGGGGUGUAGGCGGCCAGUUCAUUUGGAUACCAGCAAUCGUUCCGCAGCGUUUCUGUCUGUUUAAUCAUCAGGGUGUGCAAUACUGUUAUAUCGGUCAAGGACAGUACUCUUUGAACAUUAGACUGACCGGAACAGUGGGUGGGAGGGGAGUCGGAACUCCUGGCAGUAGAGGUGGCAUGGAGACCAGACAUGAAAACGGUGCGGGUUUGAGAGUUGAUCAGUUUAGAGGCGGCAGGGCCGCAGGCGCCGGGGCGCACCAAGCGGCUGGCGGCGGCAUCCGCGGCGCCGCUGAAGUGCGGCGGGCGUAUAAGGCGUCCGUGGUGCCUGCUUCUGGUGGUACCAAGACGGGACCACGUGGUAGACGAGGUGCUCGUGGAAUGAGCAUGGGCCAGAAGGUCAGUAACGGAGUUAAGGCGGGCAACGGCAGGGACGCCGCAGCCGCCCCAUACAAACCAGUAAUUCCCAGGGAACUCGCACAAGACUUUGCCAGGCCCCCACGAUUAGAUAUGUUGUUAGAUAUGCCAACUGCAUUGAGGGAAACGCAACUAAAAUACAGUUGGAAUCAAGAUGAUCGCUCUCUAAAUAUCUUCGUCAAGGAAGAUGAUAAGUUAACGUUCCACAGACAUCCUGUAGCACAAAGCACCGAUUGCAUUAGAGGCAAAGUAGGCUUUACUAAGGGUAUGCACUGUUGGGAGAUAUGUUGGUCGACGCGUCAACGAGGUACCCACGCAGUGGUGGGGGUGGCAACCGCAGACGCUCCACUUCAUUCUGUAGGAUAUCAUAGUUUAGUAGGCAGUACCGAUAACUCCUGGGGAUGGGAUCUAGGACGUAAUAAACUCUAUCACGAUUCAAAAAAUUCUUCAGGAUCGUUGUAUCCUGCGUCGUUAAAGCCAGACGAAACUUUCAUAGUGCCAGACAAAUUCUUGGUUGUCUUAGACAUGGACGAGGGCACUUUAAGUUUCGUAGUCGACGGCCAGUACCUAGGAAUAGCAUUUAGAGGACUUAAGGGCAAAAAGUUGUAUCCUAUUGUCAGCGCAGUGUGGGGACAUUGCGAAAUUACGAUGCGGUAUAUUGGAGGGUUGGAUCCUGAACCUCUCCCACUGAUGGAUCUGUGUCGACGUGUAAUAAGACAGAAAAUAGGAAAAGCCCAACUGGAAGAAAAAGUGAUGAGUCUUCAAUUACCUCAGGCUUUGCAGACCUAUCUGUUAUAUCGAGACCGAAGAUAAUGAUAAUAAUGAUACUCAACUUCCGAAGAAUUGUCUUCCGCGGUACCUUGUUGUAAAAAAUUGGCGGAACUGUACGAUUUUAGCUAAGAAAAACUGAACUGAUAUUUUUAAACCAAAAAAUCCAUUAAGCACCGGACUUUUUUGAUCGUGUAAUUACUUGACUCGUUAAUUCCGAGCUCUUGUGAUGCGAAUUUUUGGAAAUGAAUCUCGGAACAUUCUGCGAGUUUUUCGGUAUGUGUGUUUGUGUGCGCGAGCGUGGACAUGUUCUACAUGGUUUUUAAAGUGUUUACUAUUGAUCUCGAAAGCAAACGUUUUCGCCAUAUUUCAAUUAAUGAUUAAUUACCCGAUUUUUUUGAGGAGUGUAUAGCUAUAUGGAGAAGGAUACCUUAGAGAAUCAGAUAACGCUAUAGAUAGUUUUAUCUGAUACUUUUAAGUAACGUUUACAUUAGAAUUACAGUAAAGUGCCAGAGCAAGUCGGUAAAUGUAGACACUGUAUUCGGAUUUUCUAAGAAAAAAUAAAAAAACAGUACGAGCUGUUUUUUAUCUUUUAUAGCUACAAUGUCCUGAAUAGCUAACGAAAAAUUAAUAUCCUUUGAGUAGUGGCAAUACAAUUGCCUUCAUUGUCAUCAAUCUUUGAUUAUGUUUAGCUUAUAUUACCUUGUUUAGAUUAAAAGCAAACUUGAAAACUCAUGUUGUACUUGCCAUGGUUUUAUUAUUAUUUCGUUGUUUGGAUCUUCUAUGUAGAAAAAAGCUGGCUUGUGAUAUGCUUUCCUAAUAACGAUUUGGUUUCACACGCGUCACUAGUUGCAACGGCACUUUACCAGUCUUUUGGCUUCAAAUCAGCUGGCUUGUUAGUUGUGCGUGAGUUAAAUGAUUUUUACGGUUGCAAAUAAAACAUUCCUUAAAAAAUAGUCCGCCACUUGCGGAUAUAGACAGUGGUGACAAACCAAGCAAACGCAUUUUUAGAUUUUUGAUCUUAACUUCGUCAAUAUUAAAAAUGUUGGUCUUCGGAUUUGCUCAAUUAUUCCUUUCAUUCAAAAUCGUACGGCGGACACGUUUUUAUUAAAAGUCUUACAAGCUCUCACGUCACCGCAAGCCAGCCAUUUUUAUCGCAAAAUAAUGUCAGUGAAGAUUUAUUUUUGUAAAUAGAGAAACGUAGAUAAGUGCCAGUUACACACAUAAUUUAUAUAAUAAUAAAUAAAUACAUGUACGUAUGACUGUAACCGUCUAAAACGAGCGAUUAGUCCGAUGUAAUAAUGAACAAAAGUGAAAAAGCGUUGUAAAUGUAAGAAUUGAUUUUGUAGUAAAAUUUUCCCUAUGUAUUUGUAAUAAAUAGCCAUGUACUGUGCGGUCAUUCCAAGACCCGUGUUCACGAGUGUAUAGUGAUGUGGUUUGUGUUUAGGACUUAGGACUAUUUUCGUAUUGAAAUUUAAAGCAAUUCUUCAUUUGUAAUUAAUAAAUAAAAGCAUUUUGUGGACUCUGGUUUUAGAUUUCCUGGUGGAGAAAUUCGGACAAAUGUAAAUAAACAAACUUGUAGAAUAUAAUUUAAUUAGCUGGAGCAAUUUGGAAGUUUUUUGUAUUAACUUUCAAAUUAUUUCAGCAACGACGUCUGUAUUUUUUCAGACAUUUCAGAAGUGCGAUUUGAAAAGCAUUUAUAAUCUGGUCAGAAACUUUUUUGGCAUUAUAUAAAGUUUGUCUCCCAGAGGGAGAUGUGUUUAAUUGAAAUAAAACACAACGAAAGGUGACUUUCUUAUUCUUGUAAGUGCUAGUUACCCAAUUAGUUGCAUUUCCCAGUAAUCUUUACAAAUUUCCAGCAACCCGUGAUUAUAGAAAUACCCAACAAACUUUAAUGUUUUUUUCUAACUUUGCUCUUUUUUCUAACUUGCUGCUUUCAAUUUGAGGUACCAUCGACAAAAGUUCUAUUACACAACACUAUUGGCAAUUUUGGUUCAAAAUAAUAAUAAUAAUAAUUGGAUGUCAAAACAGUUUUCUAACUACGAAUGCACAAUAUAACAGAACUAUUUUUUAUAUAGGAAAUAUAAACCCCUCUUGUAUAUUUUUUGAAUUAUAUCCAAUGUGUUCACAUUUUUCAAGGCAUAGUUUUCCUUAACGAAUAUUAAAAUAUCGAAAUGUAUCCAACAAGAAGGAACAAAAUUCAAUCGCAUACUGUUAUUUCGUAGCGCCUGGACGAACUAAUGUAAGUAGGAUGUUUUAAUUAUUGUAUUUAAGUUUGCUGUGAGUGUCCAGGCUUAUUUUUAAGUUAAUCGAUGUAUUCUAAAUAAAAAUAAACUACUCUAAGAUUGA
Molecule: messenger RNA, 4016 nt
Organism: Dendroctonus ponderosae (mountain pine beetle)
Lineage: Eukaryota; Metazoa; Arthropoda; Insecta; Coleoptera; Curculionidae
Gene: gus
Product: protein gustavus
Exons: 5
Coding region: 177-1712 (511 amino acids)
Biological process (GO): proteasome-mediated ubiquitin-dependent protein catabolic process
Cellular component (GO): SCF ubiquitin ligase complex
Molecular function (GO): protein binding
Source: RefSeq, a predicted model, not a curated record